Molecule: messenger RNA, 936 nt
Organism: Eleginops maclovinus (Patagonian blennie)
Lineage: Eukaryota; Metazoa; Chordata; Actinopteri; Perciformes; Eleginopidae
Product: putative gustatory receptor clone PTE01
Exons: 1
Coding region: 1-936 (311 amino acids)
Biological process (GO): detection of chemical stimulus involved in sensory perception of smell; G protein-coupled receptor signaling pathway
Cellular component (GO): membrane
Molecular function (GO): olfactory receptor activity; odorant binding; G protein-coupled receptor activity
Source: RefSeq, a predicted model, not a curated record
AUGGAAGUCCACUACAACAUAUCCAAUGUUUUGGUGCUUCAACACUUAAAUAUCUCCUCUGAACACGUCUUUCCUGCAUUUCUUUUUGCAACUCUGAGCUACAUGAUCAUACUUUUCUGCAACCUUGUUCUCAUCCUUACCAUUGUACUGAACAAAUCUCUGCAUCAGCCCAUGUACCUUGUAUUGCUGAACCUUCCUAUCAAUGAUCUUAUAGGAUCAACAGCUUUCUUCCCUCUGGUCAUCAAGGACAUACUCACAAACAACAGGACAAGGCAAUACUCGGCUUGUAUUGCCCAAGCUUUCUUUAUCCACAUCUAUGCAGCAGGUACAAUUUUCAGUCUGACUGCAAUGGCAUAUGAUAGAUAUAUCGCCAUAUGUUGCCCUUUGAAAUACAAAACAGUUAUGACGAAUGCUCAUAUUAUGGGAAUAAUCACAUUUGUGUGGAUGGGUUCACUGGUUUUGAUAUCUGUUCUUUUUAUUCUGCUUUUGCGUUUACCCCGCUGUCGAUCUGUACUGCAAAACCCCUACUGUGAUAAUCCCUCUUUGCUGUCUCUGGUAUGUGCAGAUACAACCAUCAAUAAUGUUUAUGGGCUCUGUAUACUCGCUCUCACACAGCUGUUGGCUAAUGGGACCAUCUUGUAUACUUAUCUCCAGAUCCUUGUCACAUGCUUCAGAUCCAAGAGAACCGACACAAAAGCCAAAGCUCUACAGACCUGUGCUACACAUCUGACUGUGUUUCUCCUGUUGGAGUGUCUUGGUCUUUUUACUAUCAUAUCAUAUAGGAUCAGAAAUAUUUCACCACAUUUAAGGAGAUUCAUUGGGAUGUCCACAUUAAUUUUCCCUCCAACAUUAAAUCCAAUCAUCUAUGGACUGAAAACAAAAGAAAUUAGAGAAAAAGUAGUGUACUUUCUUAAGAAUAAAAUAUUUCCAUUUUAG